Molecule: messenger RNA, 336 nt
Organism: Adineta steineri
Lineage: Eukaryota; Metazoa; Rotifera; Eurotatoria; Adinetida; Adinetidae
Source: the annotation of a GenBank genome assembly
AUGCUUACUGCUCUGUGCUUCUUAUUAGCGCAUGCAGCUUGUAUUCUCGCAAAUGUAAUUCUCUUUGGUCGAAUCACGGGAUUAUUUGCCACUACGUCAUUUACUGUUGAUUGUCAUAACCAAUAUGAAAAUUCAGUAUCUACAAUUAUCAAUAAUACUAUAUGUCCUUUUGGUACUGAUCUUAAUCCAUUAAACUAUGAUCGAUUACAUAAACUAUGCCAUUAUGAUAAUAAAACUAUUUCAUCCACAUUAGCUCCAUUAACGCCUUUAUUUUAUGAAAAUGUUAUGCAUCUAGUUUAUUUGUUCUUCGGUAAGUCUAUUGAAUAUGAUGAUUGA